Messenger RNA from Plutella xylostella (diamondback moth), 8723 nucleotides. NCBI's taxonomy places the organism in Eukaryota, Metazoa, Arthropoda, Insecta, Lepidoptera, Plutellidae. The record is from RefSeq and is a predicted model, not a curated record.
AAUUAACGCAAAAAAAAACAAAAUGUCAUUGUACUCGACGAAAGUGGUGUUUCUUCAUUAUUAUUUCCCGUUCCAAAGCUUUUUCUCUUUGUAUUCCACCAGUGAUUAGUGUAAUUCAAACAAUAAAUACCCUUAACAUUAAGCUUAUUCAUGUAAAUAUCUCACACUUCAUACACUUUCUCUGUCCAAUCGAUGUUUAUAAAGGCGAAAUUCCAGUGUUAUUUUGCAUCCAAAAUGGCAGGGAAAUCGAGAAAUUCGCGUUUGAACAAUAGUUUCUUAUCAAAAUUAUGAAUGUAGGUGCUCAGUGUGUGUCGUGCGGGUGGACAGUGACCGGAUACUGACAUGUGGACAUAGCCAGCGCGAUGGGUUCCCAGACGUUAGAGAUACUACGGCAAGGAGUAUGGGCUUCGCUGACCGGAGGCUGGUUCUACGAUCCUCACCAGGACCUCUUCUGCAAUACUGUGCACCUGUACAUAUGGCUCUUCCUGCUAUGCCUGCCGUUCUCCAUCUACCUGUACUUCCCUCCGGCCAGCCCCGGCUGGGUGGUCUACUGCGCGCUGGUGGCCCUACUCCUGUCGUCUCUGAAGCUGCUGAAUCAUGCUCUACACCACAUGUACGACCACGAGCAGCGCGUGCUGCUGCAGCGCGCUGCUGGCAGCCAGGAGGGAGAUGGUACAUCGGAGGGCAUGGAGAUGCAGAUGCUGCGCGUGAGCACGGCGCCGCACCCGCCCAGCGACAACGAGUCGCACACCAGCCGCGAGUACCACAAGCCCACCACCAGCACCAUUGAUUUAAAAGUGGACGUCCACCGCAAGAACAGUUCCGAAUCUAGCAUCGAGGAGAGCGGCGCGGCGUCCAAGCCGGCCGAGCCCGCGGCCACCAAGAGUGAUCUCUGCGUGGAUAUAGCUGAGAUACAGAACCCGUAUCGACACCGACAGGACCGCCGGAGACCUAAGACCACGCAGAGACGAGAGAGAACCAACAAGAACAGGAGAAUGCAUGAGCAAAGGAUAGAGGAGAACAUGAUGGAAGAUGGCAAUAGAAAGAUUUACAUCGAUGAUUCGAUCACGAUUAAUAUCGAUGAGGGACCGUUUGCGAAGGUUAGCAGGCGGUAUCAUGAGUGCUCGCAUCAUAGAAGAGGCGCGCCUAGGGACUUUUUUAAGGAAUGGUUGUAUUUGGAUGGUAAUGAGGCGGCGGGCGAACAUUAUCAGAGCAGGUUCGCGAGGCAGUUGAGUGCUGAUUCGCGGGAUAACUCAGAGCCGAGUGUCGGCCCGCCGUCGCCUAAGAAGCGUAUGGCGCAUAGACGAAGGUAUUACUCAAAUUAUCCAGACGAGAGUUGUACGAAGUCGGCCAUGGCGUUAGCUACAGCCCAAGGACCAUCGAUGAGGAGGAAUUCCAACUCAACUAUGUCGACGAUACAACUGCCGCUGGUGACGUCUACUGCUCAACUAGUGUCGCAUAUGAGAAGGCACUCAAAUAAUGCCGAACCAGGGUUUUUCGCCAGCGUUGAGCUAGGAGCCUACAUGAUGGAAAAAGCAGAGGCGCCAAGCGGCGAUGGCGACAACAAAAUGAAAGGCAAAAGUCCAGGUGUAAGAAGAAUAAAAAGCGCUGCCUUAGAAAUAGGAUGCCCCCCUCCGAGUGUGUCGAAUUUAUCCCCCCACCCCAACAGUGCCGAGACGAUAGGCGGGCAAAUGUUGAAGAAUCCCAAAAACGCUGUGAUACCACCCCCUAGUAAAAGCCUUACCCGAGGUCCCCAGUUUAAUCUCUACCCAAGGAACGAAAGCGGCGAAGGGUGUAGCUACCCGUACUUAAAUUACGGGUCAGAGAUCGUGUAUCCAAUAGCCGAAAUCUCUGAUGAGAUGCAGACGUCACAAAAGGAGACUGACUUAGAUUCGUCUGAAAGCUAUAGCGAUUACGAUGACGUCACUAUGAAGCAUCAGUUCCGUGGUUUCGACUGGGAGGCCGAGCAGUCACCGGCGGCUCGCUCCAGCGAUUCUGACUACGAGAACAACGGGUCCAGGUCUCCGCUGCUAGACCGAGGAGUGGACGUCAGGGUAGUCCGGACCAGGACACAGGAUAAGAAGACUUGCUGCGAGCGCCAUGAGAGACACUCGAGCUCGAAGCAACUAGACUGCGCCGGGGACCGACCCAAGAUAAGACUGAAGAAAACUAGACCAGACCAGAACGAGGCCAAAUGCCUAGACUUCAAGCCGAAGCCUGUAGAACCGGUUAAAGUCGUAGAAAUAGCAGAUAACAAGCUAGACCCCACAGAUUACUUCGACAAAGCUAGUGCGAGUUCGAAAGAUUUGUUAAUAGAAAAGUCCAGUUUGGAAUCAAAUGAAAACGGUGAAGAGAAGCGGGAGAAAGAAGUUGUAGAGAAGAAACCCUGGGACCACGAGAUUUCUAACUCUAGUAGUAGUAUUGAAAGUAACGAUAAGCCCCCCGAUAUCCAGCAAGCAAAGACUCAGGCCGACAAAAUUGUGCAGACUAGUGAGGAACCGGAAGUGAGUAGUGAAGUGAUAAAUUCGGACGAUAAAAGUGUGUAUAGUUUAGAGUGGUUGUUUGAAGAAGCGGGUCGUUUAGACGAAGCGUGCGCGGUAGAGGUAGAAGAGCCAGUUGCAGGCCCGAGUUCGGAUCCCGUCUAUUCCCAGAAACCCGUGAGCGCUCUUGGGGAAACUUCCUCAAAUGUGCCUAAAAACCUGGGCGCUAUCCCCAAACAGAUCAAAAACAUGGCGCGGUCGCGAGCGUCCUCACAGAAAGAGAAUAAGAAGAGAGAUUCUAAGAAAGAGAAAGAUGAGAAUCAAAACGAAGAGAUGAUUCUUCUAGAUGCCGUCGAAGCGCAGGCGGCGCUAGUGCAGGGUUUAGAGUGCCUUUUUGCAGCAACCAAUGCUAAUACAGUAGUAAUGCCCAACCCUAACAGAGAAUCAGACAAAUCUAGAAGUCACAGGCAAAGUUUACGCGGAGAAAGCGCGAACAAAACCCGGAAACGAUCCAUAGAAGAAGUGGCACAGACUUCAACCAAUACUCUACUGCCUACCUCGAUGCCGCUUCUAGCCGCCUUCCUAAAUUCUAGAGAGUUCCCUAACAUCCCCAUAGCUCUGCCCGCGACUGGUAUAACUAACGAAGAGAUCGAGGUCAUGAUGAAUGCAGAAGAAAACCACGGUCAAAGGUUUAGGCCACUAAUGGACAGGAAUCAUAGAAACCGGGUUAGGAAAAUCAAAAGAUCGACAAGACAAAGGCAUAAAAGGGACACCAAACCGCCGCAGACUGAUAAUAGCUCAAACCCAGAAAAUUCCGUCCAUUUCGCAACGUCGUUUGAAGACACAACGGAAGGUGCUGUCCAUUGCUUCAUGGAUGAAUAUGGCAACUGGAUGUCCUACACCUUCGACAAAAACGGGACGGCCAGAGUCCAAGCCCAGCCGAUACCGAUCACGGAUAAUAAAGACGAAAAUGGUAGACCUAAUCGAAGUAAACCUUCAGAAAACGAAUCUCAGGAAACAGCUGGAGAAGGCAGCUGUGGCUCCCUAGAAUCAGAAGCGGGAAAUAGCGAGAAUAUCAACAAAUCUAAACGCGGGGAUAGUAUAGACCACAGCUCAUCCAACCAAGGCAGUAAUAACCCUCUACUGAAUAGUAAUAACAACCUAUCCACGGUCGUGCCUAUAAACACAAAUAGCUCCAAUAAACGCUUCUACGUUUUCGACGGUGGAACCGGCAGCGAUCAACCGAGAUCUCCUGUAGCUUACGUCACAGAUAGUCUGCUAGAACAGAUCGAGGCAGAGAGACAAUCAAGAAUGGGCCUUCCCAGCAUGCACAUAAACUUCCUAAUGUCUCAGCAAAGGGCACAACAGCAGGCCCAGCAACAAGCAGAGGCUACAUCCUCAAAUGUCCCCAGUCUCAUGCCUUCAAUAGGCGAAGAGCGAAUAGAAAUAAACAUUAGGAGUAAAUUCAAUAAGUUGAUGGAACAAAUAGAGAAAUCGAAGCAGCCGAAACCAAAGAGCUACUACAAGUUUAAGUUAUUCAAGUGCUGGGAGAUCAAAGUGACCAUGGACAGGUUAAAACUCAUGGCCCUGUUUGACAGAAACCUGACUUUCAAAGAGACGUUCAUCUCAAUAGUGCUAGCGAUACUCGUGUCGAUUCUAGGCUCGAUGGUGCUGAAUUUAGGGUUCUACAAGGACAUCUACGCGUUUUGGUUCUGCUUCAUAAUGGCAGGCAGCCAAUACUCGUUGCUCAAAAGUGUCCAACCGGAUUCGGCGUCUCCGGUACACGGGUUUAACAAAAUGGUGGUGUUUUCCCGACCCGUGUAUUUCUGCAUUUGUACAGCGAUACUCUGUAUAGUGCAUAACCACUUGGAACAAACUAAACCCCUGGGCGAAGACCACGAUCGGAACAAAAGAAGCAUAGAUGACAAACCAUUUACAGUGUACGGGUUCGCAAUGAACGAACGAGAGAUCUUGACCUCGAUUCAGGAUAUAGUAUCGACGUUUAUACUGUUCUUCCCGCUAGCAUUCAGUUUGGGAUUGUUUCCGCAGGUCAACACGUUUGCUAUGUACUUACUGGAACAAAUAGACAUGCAUAUAUUUGGAGGGAAUGCCACGAGUAGUCUCAGUGCCGCUGUCUACUGUGUGGCCAGGUCCUUAGCUGCUGUAGGGUUACUAUACGGCUUUGCGUAUAGCGCAAUGAUAGAAGGCGAGAAAUCGAAUUUUCAAAAACACAAUGUGUUAAUGUCGAUAUUUUGUGCGCUGCUUGUGCCAAUAUCCUAUCAUCUGAGUAGAAGUGCCAGUGAUUACACGCACAUAUGGAAUCUUAUAAAGAAACACUUACUGCCUCCGGAGUUGUAUGCGAUGAAUAACCCAGAACCGGCAGCUGAGACUGAAAAGAAUGACCCGAACACGUUGAGCGAGGAAUCUAAGAAGAAUAACUCGGAAAGCAAUAUUUCCAAACAAAACUCUAUAGGAAGCUCAGCAUCUAAAAUCAACUUUAGCUCCGAAACUAACAUAGCAAAGACUCAAAAACGAUCUCAAACAUCAAGUGUAAGCUCCUUAAAAUUGGACCCAAAAAGCGCCGAUACGAAUACUCUAAACUCCAAUAGUUCACUGAAAGAUGUGCCUUUAGAAUCUGAGGACAAAAGUCAAGGCAACCUCAACGGAUCUAAAACUAUCGAUCCGCUAGACAAAUUGGAAGACGAUAUGGAAGACCCCUUGCCCAAGAAGUUGCAACAGACGGUGAACGCUCGUCUAAAAAACGAUCUGAUCGUGUGUACGUUCCUGGGUCUACUAGUGUUUGGUCUGCAUUCUACCACGGUCUUCAACACUCUCACUCCACAGAUGAAUUUGGCGCUCUGGAUAGUAGCCUCCGUACUGGGCUGGGGCCUACACUACCUGGUGCCUCAACUGCGCAAACAGCAGCCGUGGCUGUGUCUGUCGUCGCCAGUGUUGCCUCCGAGAGAGUUGGCCAUGUUUGAAGUCAGCGAGCCACAAGCCAUUAUACUGGUUGAGAAGAUAUUCGUGUACCUAAGUUUCCUGGAGCGCAACGUGGUGUGGCCGGGCGUGGCGGUGGCGGCGGCCACGGCGGACGCGCCCGCGUUGGCGCACAAGCACGGGCCCGCCGCCGCCGCCGCGCUGCUCUCCGUCGCUGCUUGCAAGUGUCUCCGCAACGCCUACUCCGAGCCAGACAACCAGUACCUGGUCCUCAUCUUCACACUGCUGGUGUUCAAGCAGGACCUGGCCAGCUACCGGCUCUCGGAGACGCUGCUGCUGGACAUGGCGCUCAUGGCUAUUGUCACCAAUAAGCUAUAUGACUUGCUGCUUAAGAUACAAUUCGUAGUGACCUACAUAGCGCCAUGGCAGAUAACAUGGGGCAGUGCGUUCCACGCGUUCGCUCAGCCGUUCUCGGUGCCUCACUCCGCCAUGCUGUUCCUGCAGGCGUUCGUGUCGGCGCUGCUGUCCAGCCCGCUCACUCCCGCGCUCGGCAGCGCAAUAUUCAUGACGUCGUACGUGCGUCCCAUCAAGUUCUGGGAGCGAGACUACAACACGAAGCGAGUGGACCAGAGCAACACGCGCCUGGCCGCCCACCUCGAGAGGAACCUGGGGGCCGACGACAACAACCUGAACUCGAUAUUCUACGAGCACCUGACGCGCUCGCUGCAACACUUCCUGUGCGGGGACCUGGCGCUGGGCCGCUGGGGGCAGGUGUCUCAGGGGGACUGCUUCGUGCUAGCAUCAGACUACCUCAACUGCCUAGUGCACAUAGUGGCGCUAGGCAACGGCGUGGUGACGUUCCAGCUGCGCGGGCUCGAGUUCCGCGGCACGUACUGCCAGCAGCGCGAGGUGGAGGCCAUCUCGGAGGGGCCUAGCGAGACCACGGACGGCGUCUGCUCAAACUGGUGGUGCAACGGCCGGGUCCUCUCCCCGUCCGCCAUGUUUUCUCUCCGCUGGCUGGCGUGGCAGCUGGCUUGCAGCAAAUACGUGUUGGAGGGGUACAGCGUGAGCGACAACAGCGCCGUGUCCAUGCUGCAGGUGUUCGACUUCAGGAAGGUGCUGCUCACUUACUAUGUUAAGAGCAUAAUCUACUACACGAUCCAGUCGCCCAAGUUAGAAGAAUGGCUGUCUUGCCCCGCCAUCGUGGAGGCUCUCCGACCGGCCGCUGAGAGGAACUUUGUGGACUUGGAUCCCAUCUUCAAUGUUAACUUGGACGAGGACUAUGACUUUAGAGCUGCUGGGGUCACUAGGAACAGAUUCUGCGCCAUCUACCACGAGUGGAUCCUGCACUGCUGCGGGCGGCGCGGCGGCGGGGGGCGGCGGCGCGGGGGGCGCGACUCGCCGCUCGUCACUCUCUGCUUCGCGCUCAGCCUCGUGGGGCGCCGCGCGCUGGCCGCCGCGAGGCAUCUUAGCGCUUCUAGUGUGGAAUUCUUCCUCUACGGCCUGCACGCCUUAUUCAAAGGCGACUUCCGUAUAACCUGCGCUCGAGACGAGUGGGUGUUUGCGGAUGUUGCGCUUUUACGCGCUGUAUUGGUGCCGGCUGUGCGCAUGGCGCUUAAAUUGCAUCAGGACCACUUCAUGUUCCCCGAAGAGUACUCCAGCUGUUCCGCCCUGCACGGGGCCAUCACCCUACACUCGUCGCGGCUGGUGAUCUGCCACGAGGCGGCGCCGGCGUGGCGCGCGCACGUGCUGCGCGGCGCCGACCACCUGCUUGCACUUAGACACGUAAUGGAAGAAGGCAACGACGACUACAAGAUCAUAAUGCUGAACAAGAGACAAUUAGGGUUCCGCGUGAUCAAGCUGAACCGCGAGUGCGUGCGCGGGCUGUGGGCCGGCCAGCAGCAGGAGCUGGUGUACCUGCGGAACCGCAACCCUGAAAGGGGCUCCAUACAGAACGCUAAACAGGCGCUCCGCAACAUAAUCAACUCGUCAUGCGACCAGCCAAUAGGCUACCCGAUCUACGUGUCGCCGCUCACCACGUCGUACGCGGAGACCUCCCCCGCGCUGCUGACGCUGACCGGCGGCGCGGUCACCGCCGCCGCUAUACGAGACCACGCCAAGGCGCUUUGGACACGCAUCCGUCGGCGCUGCGGCGAAGGCUGUUCCAGCGGAGAAGCCUGCCCCAGCGCGGCGGAGGCGGGAGUGCGCGCGCCGCCGCGCCCCGCUGGCACGCUGCCAUCGCGAGACCAGACAGGUACCCGCGGCGGCCUCGCCGGAGCCGGCAAGCCAGCCUCAUCCACACUCGCGUCGUUAGCGUCACUGCUGAGGGAGCAUUCUCACGAGCGACAGGACGAGACAGUAUACGGCAGCACGACAGACACCACGUCGGAGCGGCGGCGCGGCGCGGAGCGGGCGGCGGGCGGCGCGCGGCGCGAGCGGAACAUGCGGGCCAGGAGCGCGGGCAAGGAGUGUCGACAGCCGGGCGGCCGCAGCGGGCGCGUGCGUCGCGAGCGAGCUAGACCGGCGUCGUUCCGGCUCCUAGCCGACUCCACUGAUGGUCAUGCCAUGGGGGAUGCACAGGGCCCGACCGCGUGCGGCUGGGACGGCAGCUGGCGCGACCAGCCGCGCCGCGCCGCCAGUGCUAAGAUAAGCGGUCACCGCGGCUCCCCUCACAGCUCUCUCGAAGAGCUAGCGCUGGCCGUGGGCGGACUCGAGCCGCUCGGGCCCAGCCGCCCGCCCAGGUACUUCCUAAACGAAGGCACAUCAAAGGACUUGUCCAAACCGAGCAAAGAGAUCAGACACGAGCGAGAGAGCUACCGAGAACUCACCGGCAGAUACAUCGAGAAACCAGAAAACAUACCGCUGAAAGAAACCCACUAUUCCGACUUAUCCAACAAAGAAUCCAACCUCAAGAAAGACGCGAAAAAGGACGGCAAAGCGAAGGAAAUUAAAACGAAAAUCAAGCGAUCGGAUUCUGGGAAGAGCGAGUUGAAAAUGAAUGUCAGUGUGGGGAGUAAAGUGUUGAUAGUAGAGCCGUUGGGAGUGUACGAUUGUAUCAACUUGGGGAGGAGGAUCGAUGUGCAGUGGCCGAGUGAGUUUGAGAGGGAAAGGGGGGGGAGGAACUACUGGGGCGCGUGGGUGCCCCUGGCUGGCAUGGAUGGACUGGUGGUCCACAAGUGGACGCCGAACCACCGCGACCCCAAGCUCCGCUCCCACGUGGACAAGAGCAUCUUGCUGGUGCAGAUCGACGACCGCUACGUGCCCAUAGCUGAAAACUGCGUGCAGGACUUGGGCGAUGAGGUCUAG